AUGAGUUUUAUUCCAAUAGCUCCUGACUCUGAUUUUCCCAUACAAAAUCUUCCCUAUGGCGUCUUUUCCACGAUAAUAAAGGAUGACAAGAAACGUGUGGGUGUUGCCAUUGGAGAGUUUGUACUAGACUUGUCCGUAUUAGAGACAGAAGGUCAUUUUCAAGGUUUUGAUGCUACCUGCUUCCAUGAUUCAUCACUCAAUAGGUUUAUGGCACAAGGACCUAAAGUGUGGGCUACAACACGCACGAUUAUUCAGCAAUUACUUUCUGCUGAUGAACCAAUACUACGUGACAAUGAAGCACUACAAAAGCGUGCACUGAUUCCCAUAGAACUUGUACGUAUGGAUCUACCUGCCAAAAUUGGUGACUAUACGGACUUUUACUCAUCACGUGAGCACGCUACAAACGUUGGUCGGAUGUUUCGUGGAGAAGAAAAUGCAUUACCGCUCAACUGGCUUCACUUGCCUAUUGGUUACCAUGGUCGCUCCUCAUCGAUCAUCACGUCAGGCACUACUGUUCGUCGACCAUGUGGUCAGUUGCAAGCGGACAAGACUGACCCGUCAAAGGGGUCUGUAUAUGGUCCAUGUCGUGUGCUUGAUUUCGAGCUUGAGAUGGCGUUUUUUGUAGGCUCGUCCAAUAAUCUCGGUGAGCCGAUUCCGAUGAAUGAGGCGGAGGGCCACAUUUUUGGUGUAGUAUUGAUGAACGAUUGGAGCGCUCGUGACAUUCAAAAAUGGGAGUAUAUUCCGCUUGGACCAUUUGGAUCCAAAAACUUUGCGACCACGAUUUCGCCAUGGGUUGUGCCUCUUGCCGCCUUGGAGCCAUUUCGCUGCAAACCGAGCUUUGGCUCAGCUCAGAAGGACCCAACACCGUUGCCAUACAUCACAGACCCCGAUUACGCCCGCGGUACUUACGAUAUUAACCUGAAUGUCUCAAUAAGACCGGAGGAUUCCGAUCAAGCCUACGCCGUGACAAAGAGCAACUUCCGUAACAUGUACUGGAACAUGAAGCAACAGCUUGUUCAUCACACUGUUACGGGGUGCAAUAUGCAGCCUGGAGACCUUUUGGGCAGCGGCACCAUCAGUGGGAGUACAGACGACAGCUUAGGUUCAAUGCUGGAGCUGAGCUGGCAAGGGUCCCGUGACGUAGCUUUGGGAGACAGCGGCAUUACCCGAAAGUUUCUGCAGGACGGCGACACGGUAAUAAUGACGGGGUUCUGCCAGGGCGAUGGCUACAGGAUUGGAUUUGGGUCUUGCGAGGGUAAGAUCUUGCCUGCAUGUCAGUGA
Molecule: messenger RNA, 1281 nt
Organism: Peronospora belbahrii
Lineage: Eukaryota; Oomycota; Peronosporomycetes; Peronosporales; Peronosporaceae
Source: the annotation of a GenBank genome assembly